Messenger RNA from Schistocerca nitens (vagrant locust), 1605 nucleotides. RefSeq lists its product as uncharacterized. The record is from RefSeq and is a predicted model, not a curated record. Bases 80 to 667 code for a protein of 195 amino acids. The transcript is spliced from 5 exons. NCBI's taxonomy places the organism in Eukaryota, Metazoa, Arthropoda, Insecta, Orthoptera, Acrididae.
GCCGCCGUCGGCGUGUAACGAACGAGCGCGCGUUCUCAUUUGUAGUCUACGGCGCCUGGUCAGUCACACUGCAUUCACAAUGCGGGCCACUGUGUGCUCGAUAGCCCUCACUCUCUCCAGCUUGGGAUUCAUCAGUGUUACCAAUGCACAGGAUGGCCGCUGUUCGGUAACUUGCCGAGACCAUCCCAGCUCUACUGCGGGUGGCAGGCUGCUAACUCUGCGGCUGUCUUCUACGGGAGAGAGUCUGGGACAGCUGGUACACGACCCACCAGGCUCCAGCGCAGCAAACCGGAUGUACCCGACCUUCGGAGGAAAUGCAACAGAGUCUCACAGAAACGACUACCCCAGUGAGGCUCCAGAAAGUCGCCUCUUCAUUGGACGCAGGAAACACCUACGUGUCUGUGCGAAUUACUGCUCCAACCAACGGUCAUCUGACGAGAGAUCGACAUCGCAGCAUCAAGAUGCUUUCAGAUUCAAUAAUCGAGACGAACUGACCUUGACCCCUUCGUCAAGGCCAGCAAAUGGGAUCUCUAGAAGCGAACCCAAAGUUCUAGGGAAGUCUGACGCUGAUUCUACAAAGAAGUUCGGCAUUCAAAAUGCGAAAAAGUUUAUUGUAGCAAAACAUGGACAUGAUAAAUCUUCUAGGGUCAGCCACAGGAAGAUUUAGUCUUGAACUCUGGGCACUGGAUUGCAACAUGUAGUGAUGUAGUCUUGAAGUAUUAUUCUUCUGUAUAAACAUAGAGCUCACUGUGACGUACUACGUUGCGUGACGUAUUUACGUGGGCUAUUCCGAAAGUAAGGUCCGAUAGGUCGCGAAAUGGAAACCACGGUAAAAAUCAAAAAUGUUUUAUUUGCAACAGUUAGAUACACCUUGCAGCUACUUAUCUCCAUAGUCGCCGACCCGACUUAGACGUGUAUCGUAGCGUUGUACCAACUUUCCCAUACCCUCGCUAUAGAAGGCAGCCGCCAGUGCUCUCCGCCAAUUCUCUACGCUGGCCUACGGCUCGUUGUCUUGUGCCGAAAUGUUGUCUUCAUAACCAGCGGUUCAUGUGACCUGAGCUGAAACUCAGAGGGAGACAAUUACGGGCUGUAUUGUGGGUAAUCUCACAUUUCCAUUUGAAAACGAUGCAGGAGCAUCUUCAUUGCCCCUGCAGAAUGCGGCUGAGAAUUGUCUUGAAGACGAAACAGCACGACAGUUAUGUAAUGUUAGCUGCAUAGCUUCAGGGGAAAUUUCUCACCAGGCCCCCGUACUUGGCGGCAGACACUAUUUUCUAGACAUCUUUACGCACUCACUGCGAGCUCAGAAAUGAGAAGAGCGACGUGAUGCUAACUGGGGUUAUACUAGAGACACUACCCAACACAUCUGUGCAAAGCUUUAUCGGAUUUUCAUAGUCGUUUCCAUUUCGUGACCGAUCGGACCUUACUUUCGGAAUAGCCCUCGUACAUAAUUCAACAAAUGAGUAGGUUUUGAGAACGUGCAGGAGACUGUAAACGAAAAAUUUAAAAAUCUGUUGUUACGUUAUAUGAUUUGUUCCAUAGAUACAUAGGAUGAAGAAUAUGUCAUGAAAAAAAGAAUAUAUAAUACAUAUUUGUAAAAAAAACUGA